Molecule: messenger RNA, 1605 nt
Organism: Drosophila melanogaster (fruit fly)
Lineage: Eukaryota; Metazoa; Arthropoda; Insecta; Diptera; Drosophilidae
Exons: 2
Coding region: 1-1605 (534 amino acids)
Source: RefSeq, marked reviewed
AUGCAGGCGUUGCAAGUUUUGGCAUUGCUGCUUCUGUCCGGAGUGUUCGGUAAGGAUCUUCAGGAGUGCGAGGAUCUUGGAAAUGGUAGCUAUCUCUGUCGGGAAAUCGAGAGCUUUGAGCAACUGAAUCGAUAUGUCGGUAAAAACUGGAAAAGUGUGAAGGUUGUCAAUGAACACACAGGAAUCGAAAGAGCAGAAGAUGGGGAACUGCCUGGUCUCUCCACUCUUUUGCAAUUGGAUCUAUCUGAAUCCGGUGGUGUGACUCUGGGCGAAAAGGGAUUGCAAGAUUUUAAGGCGCUGCAGAAGUUAAAUCUUACCCACGCUCAGUUGGAUGAGCUAAAAUCAGAGCAAUUUCCCAACCCAUCCGAAAUGAUCAAUUUCGAUGUGAGCUACAACGACAUAUUGGCUAUUACUACCAAACUGAUGAGUGGAUUCGGCAAUUUGGUGUAUGCCAACUUUUCCGAAAACCUGAUAGCAGUCAUAGAACCCAAUGCGUUUAGACAUAUGAAAAACCUACGAUUUCUUGAUCUAACCACCAACUAUCAGGAAAACAUAACUCUUGGCGAAAAUGCAAACUUGCGUUUUUUGUCUAUAAGUAACAAUAAUUUGAGAGACUUUCAAUGGUGUCACCUUCGAGUACUGCCCAAAUUGGAGGAACUGCAUCUUCACAGCAAUUGGCUGGAGCAUCUGGAUAUGGGAAUAUUUUACGCGUUGCCCAAUCUUCGAGUUUUAAAUGUAUCCAACAAUAAUCUGUUUGAGAUUAAACGAACACUUUUCAUGGCCCCGGGAGAAAUUGCGCCAUUGGAACUGCUCGACUAUAGCUCGAAUAUUGUUAAAGUCCUGGAUGACUCAGUGUUUUGCAGACUCAAGAAGCUAAGAACUCUCAAUUUGUGGCUAAACCAGAUAAACAGAAUCCAUCCGAGGGCCUUUUUGGGACUAAGUUCACUGCAAACUCUGCACUUGCAGGGCAAUAAGAUCUCAAUUCUUCCCGAUGACGUCUUUGCCAAUCUAACAGCUUUGGAGAAACUCGAUCUCAGCAAGAAUAACAUUCAAAAGCUGGGAUUGCGUGUAUUUGGUGAACGGAUUCUCCGCAAGCUGAUCUACCUGGAUUUAAGCAACAACUACAUUGCGGAUCUGCAUCCUCUGGCUCUUUCCUCUAUGCCCUUUAUCAAGGAACUCAGGCUCAGAAGGAAUAGGCUGGUCAGUCUGGAUCUUCGUAUGUUUGCACCGCUGCGGCAAUUACAAUUGCUUACAAUUAACGAGAAUCGUCUGGAGGAGAUUGAUGGUGAAAUUUUGGACACUUUGGAUCGUCUCAAUCAUCUGGAGCUCAACAACAAUCGUCUCACUUUCUUGCCGGAUCUGAAGUCAUCACAAAACCUUUUGCAAUUACGAAACAUCACUUUGGAGGGGAAUCCUUGGCAGUGUCUGUGUCUGGACGAGAUUACCUCCUGGUUAAAUGGUCGUCACGUGUCUUACGCUCGACCCAGUAGUGCCUACUUCAGUGGACGGAAACCCCUCUGCGUUGUCACGCCCAUGGAUAAAUGUUUGCGCGACCUUCAAGAAACUAAAGCUCAAGGAAUCGUCGAAAGCUAUGAGAAGAUAUAA